AUGUAAGUUGUCCCAUUACAAACGAAAGAGAGUGAAAAUCUGAACUCUGAAAGCAAUUAAAUGCUUCAACUCUCAACCUCUGUCGUCCUUUAAUCAUAAUAAGGAACUGAAGAAUAAAUCAAGUCAUUUUUUCAUUUAAGCGUGAUUAUGAUUGCUAUUCAAAGUGGUAACUUUGCACUCGGUUACUCAUUAGCAUAUUUAUCCAUUUCAUUUACAACAUUAUUUUCUCAAAUUACAUUGAAGUCUUCUGAAAUCGAAGAAUAGGGCUUAUUUAGUGCUGUUUUAUCAAUUGGCCAGAUUGUUGGUGCUGUUAUGACAUCACCAUUGCUUAAACAUACAACAAGAAAUCAAUCUCUUUUUAUUUCAGAUGUUUUUGGUGUUCUCAGCAUCCUUCAAAUAAUUCCAAAUAGAGAAGUUAUCCUUGCCUUUCGAUUCAGUUUUGGUGUUUGUUUGGGCAUGUCAACAAUAAUAAUGCCAUUAUAUUUAAAAGAACUGUGUCCACAGAAAUAUUAUGAGUCUUUUUCUGUGAUGGCUGGCUUUCUGGUUGGAGGUGGAUAUUUGUUUGUCACUUUUCUAGGAUUAGGUUAUAUUGAUGAAUCUUUAAAUGGACCUGAAUCUAAUUAUUGGAAAUUCAUUUUUGCAUUUCCUUCUUUACUACACUUUUGUAGAUCUUUCAUCCUUACAUUUAUCUAUAAAAUGGAUAGUCCCAUAACUUUGAUUCAAAAGAAUAAAGAUGAAUCAGCGAAACAGAUAUUAAGAACGAUUUAUCAAGAAUAAUUUAUAGAUUAAGCAUUUUUGGAAUGUAAAUUAGGAGUUCAAUAGAAUAUCUAACUUGGAGAGGGAAUACUCAGCAUUUUUACUAAAAAGCACAGAACAACGGUAACUAUUGGGUGUGUUCUAGUUUUCGUUUAUACCUGGUCAGGAUUAUUUGCAUUAUUUUCUUACAGUUCCUAAAUAUUCUCGGAAAUGUCUAAAGAUGAUAUUACGUUGAAUGCAAUAUUUAAUUUGAUUAUUGGAAUAGUUCAAUUUGCACCUGCUUUUGUAUCUAAAUAUGUAUAUGGAAGAUGGGGUAAAAGAUCCUUAUUAUUAUUUGGACUGGCCGUCCUGAUUUUAUGUUAGAUACUCAUAAUUGGGCUUAGUUAUUCUUAAGAAUUAUCUACUGUUAUUAUUUCAUUCAUUAUAAUCUGUGUCUUUUCAUUUUAAUAUGUAUUGACUUUAGAACCAAUUACCUGGUCAAUGAUUCCAGAAAUCAAUUCAAGUGAAGGGACUUACUUCUGCUUUGUAACUCUUUAUGCUUGGUAAUUGUUAGUCUUGUAUAUAUUUCCAUUGAUGUUGGAUACCUUAGCUAUGAGUGGAUCAUUUAUUGUUUUCUUAAUUCUAACAUUAUUGUCAACAGUAUUCUUUUAUGUUUUUGUUAAAGAAACAAAAGGACUAACUCAUAAGGAAGUAAAUAAGCUCUAUGGUAAAGAUUGA
Molecule: messenger RNA, 1473 nt
Organism: Paramecium tetraurelia
Lineage: Eukaryota; Ciliophora; Oligohymenophorea; Peniculida; Parameciidae
Exons: 4
Biological process (GO): transmembrane transport
Cellular component (GO): membrane
Molecular function (GO): myo-inositol:proton symporter activity
Source: RefSeq, a predicted model, not a curated record